Messenger RNA from Sparassis crispa, 2640 nucleotides. Its product is annotated as NAD(+) kinase. Gene Ontology annotation, molecular function: NAD+ kinase activity. The transcript has 7 exons. NCBI's taxonomy places the organism in Eukaryota, Fungi, Basidiomycota, Agaricomycetes, Polyporales, Sparassidaceae. The coding region runs from base 1 to 2640 and encodes 879 amino acids. Gene Ontology annotation, biological process: NAD+ metabolic process; NADP+ biosynthetic process. The record is from RefSeq and is a predicted model, not a curated record.
AUGCUGCCCCCUGCGGAACCUUCACCAGACGUGGAAAUGUUUUCCACGCCGCCGAUAACACCGACCGUGGCAGAGCUCGAGAUUCGCCCGUCCAUCUCUCGCCGUUCGAGCAGACCAUCCAAUCUGCAGCUGCAGCCGUGCUCGCCCAACCCCAUCGUGCUCGACCAGCAGCAUUCUCCAUAUCGACAUCGCUCGAAACCUCACACCGUGCCAUCCGAGACGACCAGCGAUAGUACGAACGGCAUGCCGCCCCCGAUGGCCCACGACCCGACAGUGACCGCCCAGUCACAGUCUGGCCCUCUGCAUCAUGCCCAUUCUCACUCGCAUUCGCAUUCCCAGUCCAUCUCUCCAUAUUUCGUACACUCUCAGCUCCAAGGUGCUUCCUUCAAAGACUGGCUCAGCGCAAAACAAUCCAAGGCCAUCCAGGACGCACGCAUGGUGCACGCACACCAACACGCCUACUCGGACGGCACCAUCUCCGAGCCGUACUCGGACGACGACGCCGAGUACGGAGGCAGCCUCACCGCCCAGCUCGCGGAGACCGCCGUCGGUGUCCGUGAGAUGAGCAAGCAGCUCGGUCGUACCCACGUCCACUCGCACAUACAGACCAUCCUCAUCGUCACCAAGGCCCGCGACAACAGGCUUAUCCAGCUCACCCGCGAGCUCGCCCUCUACCUCAUGCUCAAGCCCCGUAACGGUGGUCGCGGAAUGGUCGUAUACGUCGAUGCGCAGUUGCGGACCUCGCGAAGAUUUGAUGCAGUCAGGAUCGAGCGCGAACACCCGGAGCUUUUCGUGCCGUUUCCCCGUCGGCGAUCGUCCAGUAGCUCCUCGCUCGCGUCCACAGUGUCGAAGGAAGAGAUGAACGGGGUCGCAGAGGGUCAGUUGCGAUAUUGGACUGCGGACAUGUGCAGCCGCACGCCACACCUCUUCGACUUCGUCGUCACUCUGGGCGGAGAUGGGACGGUGCUUUUCACGUCGUGGCUGUUCCAGCGGAUUGUUCCACCUGUGCUACCAUUCGCGCUCGGCUCAUUGGGAUUCCUCACCAACUUCGACUUCGCGGACCAUCCGUCGGUAAUGGACAGCGCGAUCGACAACGGGAUACGCGUGAAUCUGCGGAUGCGCUUCACGUGCACCGUGUAUCGUGCAGUCGCACCAGAGCCGGGCAAGUGGAGUCGGUGCGCAGUCAAGAAGGGCAAUACGGGUGAAAUUAUCAUGAAGAACCUCGAGCAGGGUGGAUGGGAAGCAUUGGAGGGUGGGUGUCCUCCGCAUGAUGGCAAGUACGGCUGCUCCAAGGACAAGGAAAUCAUGUGCUUCUCGACACGUCCUGUGGAGAGCUUUGAGGUGCUCAAUGAUCUGGUCGUCGAUAGGGGUCCAAGUCCAUACGUUAGUCUACUCGAGCUGUUCGGUGAUGAGCACCACCUGACGACCGUGCAAGCUGACGGGCUGACAAUCUCGACACCCACCGGUUCCACGGCGUACUCACUUUCUGCCGGCGGGUCGUUGGUGCACCCCGAGAUCCCUGCUAUUCUGAUCACUCCCAUAUGUCCACACACACUCUCAUUCCGUCCACUGCUAUUGCCAGAUAGCAUGGAGCUGCGUAUAUGCGUUCCAUUCAACUCCAGGAGCACUGCGUGGGCAUCGUUUGAUGGGCGGGGACGCGUCGAACUUAAGCAGGGAGACCACAUCAAGGUCACCGCGUCCAAGUACCCAUUCCCGACUGUAUGUGCGGACACACAAUCUGUCGACUGGUUUAACUCAAUAUCGAGUACGCUCAAGUGGAACGAACGCGAACGGCAGAAGUCGUUUGUCGUGGUUGAAGAAGGGCCCUCGCGGAAACAGUACAAGCAUUCCAAGUUGACCUCACCCAAGGGUGAGGUCCCCCUGGCGAGUCAGGCUCAGGAUGAGCCCGCGUCCGCAGCUCAACGGCCGGAGACAGGCUUUGUCCCAGUGGGUGAUGCGGAGGGUCGAGUGGAGGAAGAUGAGGAAGACGAAGUAUCUUCAGACGAAGAGAAGUACGACAUUGACGACCUCUCCUCGAACGAAUCGCCAAGCUCGAGUACCAAGGACGUGGAGGUAACGACCGAGUCCGCGAAGUUGAGCCCGACGCAGGCGGAGACGGGCAAGGAAAAGGUCUUCGAGGAGGAGGCCACACGCAGAGAUCAGGCGAAGGCCGAGCACGCCGCGCGGCUGCUCAGCAUCGGCAGCCCCUAUAUGCAGAAGUACACCCGCCGUUCGCGCUCGCGUACACGCUCCGGCGUGCAGACACCAGACAGGUUCGCUGGACCUCACCCACAUCCUCCGAAGCUCUCUCCUCGGCACGUCCAGUUCGCCUCCCCAUCGAUAUCGUCGUCUACGUCGUCUCUCGUGUCGCACGUGGAGCCCCCGGGCCCUUCCGAGGAUCACCAUGCGCCCCCACGGAAGAUACAAUCCCGCAGCCGCACGCCGCGCACGAGAGAGACAGAUCGCGAGACUGUGAAUACUCCUACACCUGCGGCAGCACCGUGGGGGAGACGGUCGGGAUCGCGCAGUAGGUCUGGCGAACGCGCCAAUGGCGAUGGCGGGCCUCAUCGCAGAGCAUUCUGUGUGUGGGGCCAGGACGAGAGCGACAGUGCGACGAGCGAUAGCGAUGUGGAGACAUAG